Molecule: messenger RNA, 867 nt
Organism: Phaedon cochleariae (mustard beetle)
Lineage: Eukaryota; Metazoa; Arthropoda; Insecta; Coleoptera; Chrysomelidae
Source: the annotation of a GenBank genome assembly
AUGGGAACCACAAUAAGGAUGAAUGUUCCUUAUGUGAGCAGUUUUUCAAAAUACCUCAUCAUACUCCUUAGUUACCUCUUUUUUAUUCGUGCAGAAAUAGAACCUCAAGCAGUCCAGGAGAUAAUGCCAACAAUGUCUCUACCCAAUACAACACCUAGUAAUAGCAUCAAUGCAGAAAAUGUAGGAUUUCUGCAUGCUUUUGUAGCAAGUCUCAGUGUUAUUCUUGUAUCAGAAGUAGGAGACAAGACUUUCUUCAUAGCAGCUAUAAUGGCAAUGAGACAUCCCCGACUAACAGUCUUUGGUGGAGCAAUAGCAGCUUUAGUUCUCAUGACAAUUCUAUCAGCUGUAUUUGGUUGGCUAGUAAAUGUGAUACCAAGAACUUACACUUAUUACAUAAGUACUGCCCUGUUUGCAAUAUUUGGGUUGAAAAUGUUGUGGGAAGGCUUCCACAUGAGCAAAACUGAUGGGAGAGAAGAGCUGGAAGAAGUCCAGAUGGAACUCAGACAAAGAGAUGAAGAGCAUGAAAGAGAAAGAGAAACAGUAGUGGAUCUGGAGAGUGGCAGCAACAAAAGGAGAUCUGUGUGGUAUGAAGUAUUCAGGAUAUUUUUGCAGGCCUUCACAUUGACGUUUUUGGCAGAAUGGGGUGACAGAUCUCAGCUGACAACUAUUCUUUUGGGUGCCCGAGAGAAUGUUUAUGGUGUGAUAAUUGGAGGUGUGCUGGGACAUUCGGUAUGUACAGGGAUUGCAGUGUUGGGUGGUAGAAUGCUGGCUCAAAAAAUAUCAGUCAGGACAGUUACCAUCAUCGGCGGUGUGGUGUUCCUAAUUUUCGCAUUCUCGGCGCUUUUCUUUGAUCCGAAUUCGACAUAG